Anthostomella pinea is the source of this 234-nucleotide messenger RNA. Lineage: Eukaryota; Fungi; Ascomycota; Sordariomycetes; Xylariales; Xylariaceae. The record is from the annotation of a GenBank genome assembly.
AUGGUGUUCGCGUGGAAAGCCGCAGGUCUCACCUACAACCGCUACCUAGCCGUCGCAUCCCGCGUCGUGCGCCGAAGCCUGAAGGACGACAAGAGACUGAUCGCCGAGCGACGCGGAGAGAUGGACCUGAGAUUCGCCAAGUGGGAGAACGGCAAGAUGGGCGAACCCAAGAACCUGGCCGAUGCCAACGCUGCCUCGAUGGCCAAAGCUGCCGAAAGCGGCGGUUCCUCGUAA